Messenger RNA from Caenorhabditis elegans, 1418 nucleotides. RefSeq names its product Proteoglycan 4 (gene Y49E10.10). The transcript is spliced from 11 exons. The record is from RefSeq and is marked reviewed. Bases 125 to 1378 code for a protein of 417 amino acids. Lineage: Eukaryota; Metazoa; Nematoda; Chromadorea; Rhabditida; Rhabditidae.
GGUGUUGUUUUACUCCAAAAAUCGAUAAUCGGAAAAAUUUAUUAUCGUAAUUCAAACAUCGAGCGACAGGCGGACAUCAUCGAAAGAAGACAUUGAAUUGAUUCCCGAUUUGCAUUCGAUUUCAAUGAGGUCUUUUCUACUUUGUCAAUUCCUAUUGCUACCAUUUCUUCUCCAUCAUCUCAACGCCCAACCUAAUGACCCUCUAACCGCAGCUGAUCCAGGAAAAACUAGUGGAGGAGGUGGAGAUCCCCCUGCUGGAGGCCAACCAACUCCUGGAGACGCUGGAAACCCAAAUUCGCAAGCUGGAGAUUCUGGAAAGCCCAAUCCACCAGCUGGAGAUCCUACGAAGCUAAAACCUGGAGGUGGAGGCCCUGCUGGAAAACCUGGUCCAAACGCUGGAGACACUACGAAACCAAAUUCGCAGUCUGGGGAUCCAAAACCUCGAGGUGGAGACCCUGCUGGAAAGCCCAAUCCACCAGCUGGAGAUCCUUCGAAGACAAAACCACAAGGUGGAGACCCUGCGAAACCAAAACCACAGACUGGAGAUCCAUAUGCCACCAACUCUACGGUGAAACCAGCAACUGCUCCGGUAACUCCAGAGCCAACUGUAAAGAACACAACGGCCGCUGAGCCAACUACAGAAGCACCACCUCCUCCGACUACAAAAGCACCACCUCCUCCAACUACAAAAGCACCACCUCCUCCAACUACAAAAGCACCACCUCCUCCAACUACAAAAGCACCACCUCCUCCAACUACAAAUAAGGAGGUGACUACAGUAGCACCAGUACCUAAGCCGGCUCCAGUUACCGCCCCAGCUCCAAAUCCGCCUGCACCUGAAAAUACGACUGCAAAAGUGGAGACAACUAAGCCAACAAAAGCUGCGCCGCCUGCGCCGACCCCGGUGCCUAACCCGGUGCCGAGCCCGCCUCCGCCUCCUGCAAACACAACUGUAACCGAGGAGAAGACUACAGUACCACCAGCUACAGAUGAACCAGCACCGAAAACUGUUGCCACAACUGAGAAUCCGAAACCAAUAGACAAUUCUACUCCCCAAAAACCACCCAAUCCACCAGUGCCAAUUGUUGAAAAUACGACAAAAGCUCCAGGGACUGGCAAAAUUGCCAGCAAUCACACUGAAGAAGGCCCAAAGGAUCUAGGUUCUGGUACUCCAGAUGCUCAAGCCCAGAAUGGAACAAAGUCAGCGGAACAGUUGAAGGAAGAGGAGAUUAACAAAAAGAAAUUCGUUUACGAGUUGUCAGCGUGCUCCGGACUCAUCAUUGUCAGUGUUGCCGGCUACGUGGCAUCGUUCUUGGCACAUGAUUAUGCGAAGCAGAUCGUGAAAUCCAUCAAGCAAUCGAAUAAGAAGCUCAAGUGAAAACUGAAAACUGAUUAAAUAAAAAAGUAUUGGAAAAAUU